This is a messenger RNA of Radiomyces spectabilis, 4921 nucleotides long. RefSeq lists its product as uncharacterized. The record is from RefSeq and is a predicted model, not a curated record. NCBI's taxonomy places the organism in Eukaryota, Fungi, Mucoromycota, Mucoromycetes, Mucorales, Radiomycetaceae. Gene Ontology annotation, biological process: regulation of transcription by RNA polymerase II. Gene Ontology annotation, cellular component: Set3 complex. The transcript has 4 exons. Bases 58 to 4683 code for a protein of 1541 amino acids.
AAAGCUUAUUGCAAGAAAGGAUUUCCCACUCUGUUCAGGUUGGGUUGUCCAUCAAAUAUGAGUGUUGCCGGCUCAACAACAUCUUCACGCGGAACUACUUCACGGUCGCCAUCACGAUCGCGAUCCCCACCCUACAGUGACGGCCGUUAUUUAUCUCGAUAUGCCGCUCGUUAUGACUCAUCCAGUUACCGACCGGGCCGUAGCGGAAUGUCGGCUGCAUUGGACGACUAUCGAGAGUUAAGGGACCGUGAGCGCGAUCGCGAACGAGAUCGCCCAGCCAUUUUACCCAGAGAUGAUCGCUAUACACCUCGCCUAAGAGACAGGGACGAUCGAUAUACUCCAUAUUAUCGAGACGAUAUGUCCUUUUCCCCGUCAUCAUUUUCUCCUUCGUACAGCAAGCCUUCUUCUACACUUCGACGAGAUAACGGAAGUCUUGAGCGAGUGAAACCAGCAUCAGAUACCAGCAGUAAUAAAGAUACAAAAGAAGAAGCUAAAUUCGGUGAUUCUUACACCCCGUCUACCCGCUAUACCGAUUGGCGCGAUCGAGAUCGUGACAGAGAUACCUGGUUUCGAACGGAGGAACGUCGACGAGAUUUUGAAAGAAGGAACCGUGAACGGGAUAGUUAUAUAGCUCGUUACGAACACACCUCCUAUGGCCCACCACCGCCACCGAGCACGAUACCUUAUUCGAUACCACCCUUUGGCGGAGAUUCCUACCGCCCCGACCGAGAUCGAGACCGCGAGCGAGACCGCGAUCGCAACGACCGUGAAAGAGAUCGCGACCGUGAACUCCAAUCACCAAGUUCUCAUGGAUCUUACUUUGAACGUGAAAGAAUGGAGGAACGUGAUGUUUAUCGGCCUUCAUCCCGAGGUGCCACCGCUUCAACGGAUUUUGAUAGAUACCGCAGUCGAUCGGUACGCACCACGGAUCGAGCAUGCACACCAAAUUAUAACAGCAGCGGAGUCCUUCCACCGAAGUCAGAAAUUCGCCACCGUGAAAAAGAUAGGUCUCACGAACGUGGCAACCAGCGCAUCGCUCUCGAUGUAGGCGUUCAGAAAGAUCGCGCUAAGGAGGAGACGACGACAAGUACAACAUCUUCAAGUGCAGGAGACAACAGCCAAUCAGCUGUCCAUCAUGAAUCAACAAGGAAUUCUGAACCCAUCACUUCUUCUCCUGACUCGUUCAAAAACAGUCUAUUGAUAGGUGAUUCGAAACUCAUUAUCGACGCUCCACUUAUAGCUGAAGCAACGGACAUGAUGACAUCCAAGGACGAGUUAACCGUGAAUGUUGCUCCUGAUGUUCAAUCAUUCGACCAAACAGCGGAAGUUACUACACCUACCGUCCCAAUGAACAACGAUUUCAAGCAAGAUCGAUCCAAAACAAUCCCCGGCGAAACUGUUGAUCAUAAUAUGCUGGAAGCACUGGGCCCUCAACUGGAUACAACAAAUGUAAACUCAACGAUGAACAUACCAACGAUGACAACGCUAGCUCCUGCAACUAUGCAAGCCCUUUCAGAAUCACUUGACAGCAAUCCAGAAUUGUCACAUAAUCCCGAACAACAGAUACAACAAGAGGCGGAGAAGUCCAAGGGCCAGGAGGAAGAAUCGCACCAACCUUCACCAAUCAUGGGUGCUCCUACAAUUGCACCCCAUCAAGUGGAUGUACCUCCGCAGCAAGACAAUUUGUUGGAACCACAAUUAACCCAGCAACAAAUUGUGGAGCGAAUUGAUCAAAUCGAGAACGAUAUCAGCAUGUAUGAAGAUAUGCUUCUGGAUAUGGCCAAUGGGGCUGCUGCACAGGCAUCAAGAAAUACGACAAUAUCCAGUAGUGCAGAUAUUACUCCGGACGAGCUACCGCCUGGGGAGGUCAUGGAGUUGGACGAUGAUUUUGCAGAAGAAGCCAGAAACGAAAUGCUUCAAAUCAUUAGUGAAACGAACCCUCGUCAGGCGUUAGUAACGAUCGACAAUUUGCCGAUGAAUAAUUCAAGCCGCAUGCGACGACGGCCGCAGUUGCUCAUUAACCAAUUACGCUUUGUGGACGAGGAAGAAGAUCGUUUGUGUGAAGAGAUAUUCCAAGAAAACCGCAGGGUAGCCAAAGAAAAUUCGCGCAUGUUAGGUGGAUGGCAAGGAAAGAGCGAACUUGCGGAUGACUGGGAUAACGAAACAACGUGGGUCAAACCGUUACAUGAUCGCAUCGAAGAUUACCCAUGCUUUCAGAACAACCUGCAGAGCCUUCCCAAGCUGAAGAAUUUCGUGGCAAAAUCACUGGCAACAAAUCAAAAAUUACUUCGACGGAAACAGCUUCAGCUGAAGCAGGAAUACAAAGAUUUGUAUCUGCAGUGGAAAGAAAAGAAUCUGGCUCUUGACCGAAUUCGAGCUCAUGAACGUAGAUUGUCCGAUAAAUAUGCUUGCCGUAAUGGAUCGCGCCGAAGAGCAGAAGAUGAAAUUGACGAUUCCCUUGAUGGUGCGGUCCUUACGAGCGAACAUGACGCGUUACUUUUCCAAACCGAGCAUGUCUCAACACCAUUUGGACCUGGACAAGGACAAUGGACAUCGGAUGCUGUACGUUCGGAAGCUGAAUUGCUUGAAAUCAUCCAAUCUUUAGAAACGGCUGAAAUGCGAAAUCCAGAAUUCCGUGCAGCCAAAACGACCGCCACUAUCCCUGCCAUGAUUCUGGACACAAAAGAACGAACGCGAACGUACGACGAUCGAAGUGGGCUUAUUGAUGAUCCAUUGACGUAUUAUCAUACAGGCCCUGAUACAGAAGAUGUAUGGACGCAACAGGAAAUGACGGCUUUUAUGGAGAGCUACAUGCAAUGCCCGAAGCAAUUCGAAAAAAUUGCCGCGGCUGUCAAGUCGAAGACGGCGCCGCAAUGUGUUUUGUUUUAUUAUAGAAAGAAGACGAAAAUUGAUUUCAAAGCAUUGAUGCGCAAGGGGCGUCGCGGUAAAUUCAAACGCCGUGAUCGUUUAGCUGCCGCGAUCCGUCGUGCUACAGGGGAUUCCACAAUCAUGACGCGAAAGGCCAAAAGCAAAGGAUCUGCGUUGAUGACCGAUAUUGGUGAAGCUCAGGUAUCUCGUAAAGCCAAGGAAAAGGAGUCGGAACGUAAAAGUCGAGAAUUGCGAGAUCUGGAAGAAGCCAAUGCUUACUGGGAAAGCGUCGCUGAACGGAAAAAGGCAAAAGCCAAAUCUGUGAACGAACGUGGGUUUUCUCUGACUAGCGCUACCAUCUCUCCGACAGAUCAAGAUAGCAUCGUUAGAUCGGAUGACAACGACAGUGGUCGCGAUAAACGACGUAUGCCACGACGGAAAGGAAGACCAUCGAGCUUGGUUGAUCCCUCUGUACUGGCGGCGGAGAUUGGCACUACGGAGCUGCCCAUGGGAAUGUACAGCACAUCAGCGUCUCCUCCUUCAUCGUCAUUAUCAAAGCAGAAAGAGCCUAUCGAUGAGAAUGCAGACAGCAUUACACCAACAGCAAGAUGGUCCGACCGUGAUAAAGACGUGGCUAUCGAGGCAUUUAAGGAACACAAACGCGAUUUCGCUCAGGUCUCCCUUAUCGUUGGAACCAAGACCGAAGAACAAUGUCGCAACUUUUAUCAUAAUUUUAAGCGAAAGUAUGGACCCAACGCGUUUAACGAAGAAACAUUGGCUACUGCUGCUGCUGAUCCAUUAUUCAGCAAAUCCAGUGAGGUGAAGCCGACUGCAAGUAAAAGCCAUGCUCUAAAUGCUGAAGAAGAAGAUGCUGCUGCGGCCUUGGUAGGGUUAUGUCAGAUGGGAGUUGUAAAUCCAUCUAGCGAACAAGCGUCAUCAUCAUCAUCACCUAUCCUUCCGGCUUCAAUAGUUGACGAGCGAGCAUCUGGUAUGUCUGGUUCGCGGUCGGCGCCCAGCAGUCAAGGUCGGCGUCGACGAGCACGGACGUUGUCGAGCAAGAUGGAACAUUCUCGCGAUGAUCUGAGUGACGGCGUAGACGGUUAUUAUAGCGGACGAUCGCCAGCAAAAACGAAUCGAUCAGCAUUGCUGGAUAGCAAGCGGCCGAAUUAUUCCUCGUAUUGGUCUAUCUCUGAACGAGGAGACUUUAUGCAUUAUCUGGAGCAGUAUGGUCGUGAUUGGGAUAAAGUGGCAAAUGCAAUGAAGUCCAAAACUGCCAUUCAAGUACGAAACUUUUAUGUGAAUAACGAGGAGAAGAUGCGAUUAAAAGAGAUCGUGCAAAGAUUUCAUGCACGGCAAGAGCAGAAUGCACGGGAGAUGCCGUUAAUGGGCAGUGCGUUCGACAGUGCACAUACAUCGACAACCACGCAGCCGCAUUUUCAGACAGUGCAAAGGUUCCAAUUUCCAACGCCCAUACCCACCGAAUCUAUUGUAAAGGCCCCAUCUUACGUGAUGCCCCGUGUCGGUUAUUUCACUCCUACUCAUCGCGCCACGCCUUCUGGCGAGCCACCCCAACGGUUGAUCAUCGAUCAUCGUUUCACGGGACAGUACAAUUCGCCAUCUUCUGAUAAUACGAUGCCAUACCAUGGGCCGGUGCCUCCUGCUCAUUAUUCCGAGAAACCUUUACCAAUGUCAGCACCAACUGGCGCUACUGUACAACCUGUUCCUUCUGCCGUCACGAAAGUAGCUGAUUUGCUUAAUAAUGACGAUCCGGCAGAAACGAAGAAGCAGAGUUGGGAAACAUGGUUUGGUUCCUAAAAAUAUCCUUUACAUGAUUCUUCAUUUUUACUUUUGGGUUUGCCUGGUUGUAUUUUUUUGUUUUAUGGGUUUUUCUUAGAUAUUGUUUUGUUUCGUGUUCCUCUCUUUUUUUUUUUGUUUAUUGUCUUUUGUUUCUUAGUCAUUCUAGCCAUCCGAAAAGUGCCGGUCAUUUUUUGUUCAGAAGUUUUGAUAUGUAAUAAGAUGCGUAGGGUUCUAUUUUCUCGUGACAUGAACGCCC